This is a messenger RNA of Meleagris gallopavo (turkey), 6255 nucleotides long. It is a transcript of the gene ZBTB38, whose product is annotated as zinc finger and BTB domain containing 38. Gene Ontology annotation, cellular component: nucleus. Gene Ontology annotation, biological process: regulation of transcription by RNA polymerase II. The record is from RefSeq and is a predicted model, not a curated record. Gene Ontology annotation, molecular function: protein binding; DNA-binding transcription factor activity, RNA polymerase II-specific. NCBI's taxonomy places the organism in Eukaryota, Metazoa, Chordata, Aves, Galliformes, Phasianidae.
CGUACCGGGCCGGGCGGCCGUCCUGCCGCGGGGACGGGGCUCUCCUCGGAUCUUACAGCGACGGCCAUAACUGCAGGAGAAGCGCAAGGCUUCUCUGGGUGCUAAUGAGGCUUUAAAGCUGUUUUCGCUCUGAGGAGAAGCUGUCACGACACGUCUGGACUGGGAGUUGAGGGAAUGCGUUAGGGAUGUAAUAACGACGAAGAGUUACAAGGCCUUCGGAGCGGUUCCGGUGGCUGUGGAGACCUGCGCGUGCUUACAGUGCUGUACCUGAAGGUGCUCCCCUCCUGCUGUCCGAAUAACGAGGCAGAGGAAAGAGGCAGGCUGAAAAACUGAUCUGAAGUCUGGAGCACUUACGAGGCUGCAACAUCUAGAAGGAGGAAGUAUGACAGGAUGACAGUCAUGUCCCAUUCAAAGGAUCUCAAGGACGACUUCCAUAGUGACACUGUACUUUCUAUUUUAAAUGAACAGCGCAUUAGGGGUAUUUUAUGUGAUGUCACCAUAAUUGUGGAAGACACCAAAUUUAAAGCCCACAGUAAUGUGCUAGCAGCUUCAAGUCUUUACUUUAAAAACAUAUUUUGGAGUCGUACUAUCUGUAUUUCGGGUCAUGUACUGGAAUUAGAUGAUCUCAAAGCUGAAGUGUUUACAGAAAUACUGAACUACAUCUACAGUUCCACAGUGGUUGUUAAGAGGCAAGAGACUGUAACAGACCUUGCAGCUGCAGGGAAAAAACUGGGAAUAUCGUUUCUUGAAGAUCUUACAGAUAUUAACUUUUCAAGCUCCCCCUGCCCUUAUGCAUACUGUGUUAGUGAGAAAGGGACAGUCAAAGAGGAAAAACAUGAAAAGAGACAUGAAGAGUCUGCUGUGACAAAUGGACCACGAAUUACAAAUGCAUUCUCGAUUUUUGAAACUGAAAAUAGUUUGUUUUCUCCACUUGAUUUGAGGGCAAACUUUAAAAAGGUAUCUGAGACAAUACAAACCCCCAACGUCAGCCUUGACAGAAGCAACACUUGCAAAGAUGCAGAGCCAGCCAGUACGUUGGCAGAGCACUCCUAUGCUGUUUCUUCAGGGGGAGAUACUUUUCAAGGAACGCCUCACUUUGAACAGGAAGGCAGCUCUUUGUACAGUGCAGGUGAAGACCACUAUGAAAAUGUCCGAGCUACGCCACUCAUUCAGCCAGUAAAACAAGCAUGUAGUACUACUCCUAAAGCAGCCUUCAAACCCCAGGGUACUAGUUUGGCUGUAGCAAAAGUACCAGCCUCUACGGUAGCCAGUGCAGAAGCCCAGCCUGAAACUGUUAAUGAUCAGAGAAUUAUUUCCAUUCCAAAACCUCACAGUAAAGCAGGAGAUCUCAGUUUGUCCAGAGAAGAAGAAAACACAUCUGCUAAUAUCUCUGGGUCUGUGACAACUGUUGUUCCACCUGCUUACAGCUGUAACUGCUGUGCAAAAUCGUUCAGUGACAGGGCGUUACUCAGUACUCAUCUUCAACUCCAUUCAGAGCAUCAGGAAACUUUCAUAUGCAAAUACUGCAGCAAACAAUUUGCAAAUCUAAAUAUACUGGAAAGUCAUGAACAAGUCUGUAUGAGAUCAAGUAGCUUAUCUGUUCACAGUGGGAAUGAACAAAAUUUUUCAGAUAAUUAUACUGCUACAGAUGGAAGGAAUGAGAGUUCAUAUGCAAACACAGAGCCUCUAUUGUCUGAAAACAGCAUAACUGAUUAUUCUAAUGCAAACUGCGCUUUACCAGAAACGGAUCACUUGGUUAAAGUUGUUGAUGGGCAGAUAUUAUAUACUUGCAUAGUUUGCAAACGUAGUUAUGUAACGUUGUCGAGCCUUCGAAGACAUGCAAAUGUGCAUUCGUGGAGAAGAACAUACCCGUGCCACUACUGCAACAAAGUAUUUGCAUUAGCUGAGUAUCGCACAAGACAUGAGAUCUGGCACACUGGAGAAAGGCGGUAUCAGUGCAUUUUCUGCCUAGAGACUUUCAUGACUUAUUAUAUACUAAAAAAUCAUCAGAAGUCUUUCCAUGCAAUUGACCAUCGUCUCUCAGUAAGUAAGAAGACAGCCAAUGGAGGCUUAAAACCAAGUGUAUACCCAUACAAACUUUACCGACUUCUGCCCAUGAAGUGCAGGCGACUACCUUAUAAGUCCUACCGAAAUUCUACGUAUGAAAACGUUCAAACAAGUAGCCAAGUUAAUGAAACUGCUUCUAGUAACUGCUUCAUCCAGAGUUCUCUUAGUUCUGAGCUAUCACCACUGAAUUUUCAAAGUAAUAUAUUAUCAAACAACAGAACUCUUGUCUUGGACACUUCUUCAUGUAAUGAUACAGCAUCUUCCACAAAUCCUCAGAACUCUUCCUCUUGGGGAGUAGGUAUCUUAAAUUCUGAUCUGCAAAGAGACUUCUUCACAGCUGACAAAAGAGUUCCCACUGCUACAAAAGACUCUGGUUCUCAUGAGUAUGAUUCCUCAGUUGUGUCUUUAACUAAUGUGAAUGAAAAUUCAACCUCUGUAAUCAGUUACAGCAGUUCUGCACCCUCUGUUAUAAUGCACAGUAGCAGAGUUUCAUCAGUAAUAAUGCACAGUAAAACAAUCACUUCUGUAGAAAACAGUAAGACAGAAUCUUCUAACAGUGUACCUAGUCAACCUGUAAGUGAUGAUUGUAAGUAUGGGUCAGAUAAUUAUGGAAAAAGUAUUACAAAAUCAAAACCUAUUAAGGAGAAAAAGAAAGCACUGCUGUGCAACAGAGCAGAAGCAGCUGAGGAUACGCAGCACAUCCAAGGAUCUGGAGGUUCAUCUAGCAAAACCACUAAUGCUGCUGAAGAGUCGAGUAAAACUGAGACUUAUAUUGCAAAGCCAGCCUUACCUGGAACAUCUACUGACAGCAAUGUUGCUCCUCUUUGUCAGAUAACAGUAAAAAUUGGUAACGAGGCUAUUGUAAAAAGGCAUAUAUUAGGAUCUAAGCUAUUUUGUAAAAGGGGACGAAAAUCUAAACACGAGUCCAAACAGGACAAUCUAAAUGAGGAAUCAGAAACAGAGAUAAAAGAGAAAAGCCCAUCUAGACUCUAUGGCUCAGAAUGCCUGGAGCUGACAGAAAUGUGUGAUGAUGUAAGUGAUCAGGAUUCCAGUGAUAAACCCUGGAGACCAUAUUACAAUUACAAACCGAAAAAGAAAUCUAAACAGCUAAGAAAAAUGAAGAAGACCAAAUGGAGGAAAAAGCACGGAAACAGGAACACCAUUAUGGAAAGUCACAGUCCGUGCAGUCGAGAGUAUGCGCUCAGGAGUGCUCCUGAAGACAAGGCAAUUAGUCAAGAAGAGAACACAGAAAUGCCCAGUCUUCAUUGUGAGCUCUGUGAAGGAGAUCAGAACUCCACUGCAGAAACUCAAGAACAUGUACAUUGGCAUGUAUCUACUUCAAAGCCUUACAUUUGUGAAUUAUGCCAAAAACAGUUUCAAAGUCCAUCCACCUUAAAAAUGCAUAUGAGGUGUCACACAGGGGAAAAGCCCUUCACCUGCAAAACCUGUGGUAAAUGUUUUUCAGUCCCUGGAAAUUUACAGAAACAUGAACGUAUUCACCUGGGUGUCAAAGACUUUGUCUGUCAGUACUGUAAUAAGGCAUUCACUUUAAAUGAAACACUCAAAAUACAUGAAAGAAUUCAUACUGGAGAAAAACGCUACCACUGUCAGUUCUGCUUACAGAGUUUCCUGUAUCUUUCUACCAAAAGGAACCAUGAGCAAAGACAUAUACGUGAGCAUAAUGGAAAAGGAUAUGCUUGCUUUCAGUGCCCCAAAAUUUGCAAGACGGCAGCUGCUCUGGGAAUGCACCAGAAGAAACAUCUAUUCAAAAGUACAGGUCCACCAGAUAGAAAAGAACAGUUCUGCAAUGAAAGUGCUCAGCUGUUGGAAAAUCAACAUUUUCUUGGCUCAGAAGGAAGUGAAGGAAAAACCAUACAAAGUGUAACUCCAGAAGUUACACUCUGAGUGUCAGUUGUGCAAAAGAGAGGAAAAAUACAAAACUAUAUAUUGGAGAAAACGUAGAUUCCUUGAAUGGGGAAAAUUCUCCACAGAGAUAAUUUACGAAGAUCAAAUGUCUUCAUUUAAACAUAUGUCAAUAUAUGCAAAGGAAAGAAAAAUAACACUGAAAAGAAAAACUAGUAUUUGCAAUAAUACAAACUUAAUUUGAAAGACCCCAAAUAGUUUUGCCAGAAUAGACUUCUAGCAUACAUGUAGAGAGAAAGAAGAAGAAAAAAAAUUUAAAAAAAAGACCAAACUAAACUUCUACUUAAAGCUAGAAGAAACUAGCCACUGAACUGUUCUACAGUGCUGUUUUUCAGUCAGAAUUCUGGACAAAAUAAAUAUGUAGGUUAAAAUUAUAUACUAUAGAAGGAAUUUUUGCUGCAGAAAUCAUAUGUCGCUUUUUUUAACAAAAGUUAAUGUGUUUAUAAACAAAUCGUGAUUUAGUGUAUUCUACAGUGAAGAUGGGCAAUGAUUCAUCAGUUUGGGUAUGCUGAAGUACAGUUGAGUUUUUGAGUGCUUUUUUGUAACUCAACAUUUACAAAACAUACACAGAAGUAUAAACCUUUUUUCCUUUCCAUUUUCAGUUUUGUAGUUACCAUAAUAUGCAUUACGUCUCUGAAUGCUUGUGCAGAAAGUAUGCCAGAUUAGAGUCAUCUCUGAAACAUUUAAUAAAGAUUCAGUGCAAAUCAUAGUAGCCAGUCUUCCAAACGGCAGAAGUUCCAAGCGAUUGAGCUGUAAAGUUAUUCAGGUCAUCUGUUGAAAGAAAAUUGUUCUCAUGAAGUAGUGUAGUUUGAAGAAUUCUGUAAUACAAGCGUCCACCUCCUGGUGAGUCUGAAACGCCUGUCUUUUAGAAAUAUCAUUCUUCUCAGCAGAAGAAGAGGAGAUAAGAGUGUCUUCCUCGACAUCCUCGUGUAAUGCCUGGACAACAAAUGACAGUGCAGCUCACAGAAAAUGCUUUGGUUUUUGGGAGGAAGAGGUAAAUAGUCAGAUUCUUGCUUCCAUGUAUAUCCCUGAGGCAGUUUCCAUAUAUAACAGGGAUAGGGCCAAUUUGUGGGGUUCCUUGUCAUCCCUGUGCCUUAAAUGCAAUAUCAGUACUUCGUAUGUCUCAGCGUCUCACCCCAGGCAAGCUUCAUCUCAGUGUCCCUUGGCCAAGCAUAGUAGGCCCAGAGCAGAGAAGUGCCAGCAUGGGGUUGCUGGAAGAAGCCACGUUGGCCUUUCUGCUUCCUUUCUUCUGCUGCACCAGAAUGUUACGGUGAGCCUUCUGGCUGCACAGUUUGCAUUCACCAGGAAUCAGGAGGGUAAGCUUCUGAAAGAAGAAAUCACCGAAAUUAACAGUACAGUUAAUCACAUUUUCACAAAAUAGUGUUAAUUUUAACCAAAAUGAAGAGGUUUAAAAAGAUGAAGAGGUUAAAUGUGUACAAGUUGCAUAUUAUAUCAUAGGGCUCUGUUGUACUCUAUCUGCACUUCCAAUUUGUUAUGUACAUUCAUUGUUACAAAGUGUUAAAAAUGUUUUAAGUCUGGACAACGGUCAGUGAACCUCAAUUCUAUGUACAAAUAUGGUACACAAUUUGUUUACUUGGUUUUCCAAAAUAUUCUAAAGGAAAUCAUAGCUUGGGUAUGAUAAAAUUACAAUUGAAAUUAUAGUACUGUGUUGAUUGAAGUAAUAAUGUAGUCCACUUAUUUAUCCUGUCAUUGAUGAACGCUGUGAAACCUUUGAGAAAUGUUUGGUUUCAUAGCAGUUUUGGUUCCAUUUUCAAUUAGGAUAAUAGUAGGAUAAAUACAGGAAAGUAUGAUGUUUCAAGGAAAGUACACGAAGAUAUUUUCUAAGUGGACUUGUAUGACGAUAAUUAUAGACCAAAGCAAAUAAGGUAGAAUAUUUAUACAUAUAAAGAUAAUUUUACAGAUAUUUUAUAUAACUGUAUAGUUCAUAAGAAAAAUAUUGAUAGCUUGUGUUAGUUUGGGGGGGGGUUUGUAUAUUUUGAUAAAAACACAAUGACUUUGUAACUCUGUAUAUUAUCUACAGUUUAUAGCAAAGGAGUUUUAAGAUGGCAAUGUCAUGUUUAUAGUUCAAUUGUGGCACUUUUACUACAAGUAACACAUUGAAGUAAUGAGUUAAGUAUUAAUGACCAAAUUAGAAUUAAAAUAAGUGUAAGAGAAAGUAAAUACUGUACGUUGUCAAAGACUGUAAUUUGCUGCAUCUGUAUUUUUGUUUAGAAGAAAAUAUUAAAUGCAGAUGUUAAGGAUUGA